Molecule: messenger RNA, 599 nt
Organism: Zingiber officinale
Lineage: Eukaryota; Viridiplantae; Streptophyta; Magnoliopsida; Zingiberales; Zingiberaceae
Product: probable histone H2A.2
Exons: 2
Coding region: 35-436 (133 amino acids)
Cellular component (GO): nucleosome
Molecular function (GO): protein heterodimerization activity; DNA binding; structural constituent of chromatin
Source: RefSeq, a predicted model, not a curated record
UCUUUUAGCGUGGGUUUUGCUUCCUCGGAGAGCAAUGGCGGGGAGAGGGAAGACUUUGGCAUCUGGUUCUGCCAAGAAGGGGUCGUCGAGGAGUAGCAAGGCCGGUCUCCAGUUCCCGGUCGGAAGGAUCGCACGGUUCCUGAAGGCCGGGAAGUAUGCCGAGCGAGUCGGCGCCGGCGCUCCGGUCUACCUCGCAGCUGUACUCGAGUACCUUGCAGCCGAGGUGUUGGAGUUAGCAGGCAAUGCGGCUCGUGACAACAAGAAGACUCGAAUCAUGCCACGGCAUAUCCAACUGGCCGUGAGGAACGACGACGAGCUGACGAAGUUGCUUGGUUCCGUCACCAUCGCUAGCGGCGGUGUGAUGCCCAACAUCCAUAAUCUUCUCCAGCCCAAGAAGUCUUCCAAGCCCUCUGCCGCCGGGGACGACGAGAGCUGAGACUCCUCAGGCCAUGUCAUAUCGCAAUGUGAUCUUGGAUCUAAUUUGAAAUGUGUGUAUUAGGAAUUGGUGUGCAAACGUAUUCGAUGAACUAAUUCAUGACUCGGCUGCUCUGUUGCCCUGUUCGAUUUACGAAGUUCUCUUGUACAUUCCGCAACGAUGU